Messenger RNA from Chara braunii, 2330 nucleotides. NCBI's taxonomy places the organism in Eukaryota, Viridiplantae, Streptophyta, Charophyceae, Charales, Characeae. The record is from the annotation of a GenBank genome assembly.
AUGCGAGAUUUCUCUUCGAGGUCGCAGCUUAGGGAAUGUCGGGAAGGACGGUCACGGUGUUGCGUGUAGAAGAGCAGCUGGUAAGCACAGAAUACACGGUGACAGUACUUCUCCGAGCGUACUUAGACGAGGACUUGACGACGAGUGAGUGCAGACAACGAGCUAGGGAUUUGAUCCACGAGCGUAGAGCUGAUGUACUGGCGCGAGUGACCUUCCAGACCUCGAUUACCUAUGAUGUGAUGAUAUGGUCUCAUGGUUAUAUGCGCUUGGAGCACUACCACGAUGAGACGGUAGAGGAGGCUAGAGCGAGGGUGAGAGGGGGUUAUGGUAUCACUGAAUAUCUGGAAAAGUGGGAGCUUCACGCCAGCCGGAGUCAGUGGUCGGAGGAAGAGAUUAUAGAGAACUUCCUAUUUAAUGUCGACCCAAGUCUUGGAAGAGAAGUUAAGGAAGCUCGACAGAAGGAUGGAAAAUGGACUACGUACAAGAAGAACCUCGUUGAGCUUUACAAAUUGGAGGAUAACAAGUAUUCCAUCAAGGACCUUGAAACGAUGACUCAAGAUGAAGAUGAGAGCGUACGGGCAUUUGGGAUGCGUUUCCAAAAGAUCUCCGACGUGCUGAUGAAGAAGGGGAAAAUCUCAGAGGUCGAACGCUGUACUAUCUUCAUCGGACACUUGUCCAAAGGUAGGCAAAGGAGUAUACUUAGAGAUCUUCCGCGCGACAGGCUUGAUUUCCCAGAAGUCCUAAAGCUUGCGAUAAAGGCAGAGGCAGACGAUUACAAGGACUUGGUGUGGAGAGGGAUGAGGAGACGAGACUUCUCUCUCUACAAGGAGUAUGCCACUGAUAGAUGUCCAGAUUUCAAGGACUAUCCCUGGUCGGAAAAGAAUGAGGCCGUGGCUGAGGAAGUGAAGGAGAUACGGGACAUGGUGAAGGGAUUAACGGGACAGGUUACAGAGAUUGUGACCGCUACAGGGGCCACGGCCUACCGGGACAAAUGUGAAGGGCCCUAUUCACUUCGCUGGGACCGUAGGAACAACGAUCCCUGGAGGAGUGUCGACGAUAGAAAUCCUCGGACGCUGACUGAUUAUCGUACGAGGGGAAGAAAAAGAGACGAUGAGCCAUGGCGACGUAGGGACGAUGAGAUAGACCGAGACCGCAGAGAUCGCGAGCCGUUUGUGCGAGCAAGGAGGCUGGAUGAUUACCCACGAAGCCCUCGCUAUGAGGCCGAUCAGGGAAGAGGCGACUCCCGCAGCCGAUGGGAGACAGAACAGAGCCGACGAGAUGGAUAUAGGGAUGACAGAUAUGAGAGAUCGGAUCGAGAUGGAUAUAGGGACGACAGAUACGAGAGGUCGGGUCGAGAUGGCUACCGAGGAAGUAGAUAUGAGAGAGGAGAUCGGGACUGGGAACGACAAGAUGGGUCGCGGGGACAGUUUGAGCGCGGGGGAGAAGCGAGAGAGCAGCGCGACGAAUCGCGGGGGUGGUACAACCGAGGGGACCGACGCGAUGAGUCACGAGGACGAUAUGACUCGGGGGACCGCCGGAAUGAUUCGCGAGGGCGGUAUGAACAAGGAGGGCUUGGAGGAGACCGGCGCAACGAUCCGCGCGGUCGGAAUGAGAGGGGGGGAUAUGGCGUCUCAUCAGAACCAUAUCCCAAGUCGCCUGACCCCAAGGCGGUCAGGAGUUCGAUCUCUAGAGGCGCAGACGACACGGCACCUACUCCGAGGAACUCAUGUGUCUACUGUAGAGGAGAAUAUCAUAUCAAGAGGGAUUGCCCGGACCUUAAACGGGCAAUAAAAGAGGGACUUGUCGUGCUUGACGACCGCAAGUACGUCAAGUGGGCAGAUGAUCUCGGAGAUGUAUCGAUGUUCCCUUCGAUGAAGGAGAAUAACGAAGCAAGGAGAAUAAAGACGAGUAAAGGAAUGGAGCCGGUCAGGAGCCAGAGCAUCAAGAUAACCAUUGAGGGGGACAUGGCGACCACACCCAUAAGGGUGGAAGCCACCAAGUCGGCGAGAGGGUCUACAUCGAAGAAAACUGACACGGAUUACGUGAUGGCGGAGAAGGACGGGCAGCGGGUCGAUGGAGAGGAGGUUAUUCUUUCGCCGCGAAAGCGGGGAGUGAAGAAGUUCUUAAUGAAGAGCUCGCUGGACGAGAUUGACACGGUCGAGCCAUUGAGGCGGGCCCUUCGGCAACCCAUGCAGUGCUCUAUUCUGGAGUACCUGGCGGCAUCGAAGCCGGCUCGUGAUGAGUUACAGAUGAUCACGCGGAAGACUCGCAUACCUCUAUCGGAGGAGGGUCACGCCUCCUAAGGUGGAAGCUUCUACAGUAACAGUAAC